Oncorhynchus mykiss (rainbow trout) is the source of this 1418-nucleotide messenger RNA. RefSeq lists its product as uncharacterized. NCBI's taxonomy places the organism in Eukaryota, Metazoa, Chordata, Actinopteri, Salmoniformes, Salmonidae. The record is from RefSeq and is a predicted model, not a curated record. Gene Ontology annotation, cellular component: membrane.
UUUUUCUCACCGUUGCGGGGAACUGCAACAGGUGUUAAAUACUAGAGGGUUUAAUUAAAUAUCACUUUGACAGAAGCCAAGAAGUCAGGCUUUUGAUCUCUCAAACAUUAUGGAUUUUCUGGGUUCACUACUAAUCAUUUUGCUGGGUACCAUCACAGGGACCAGGGCAGAUGUCCAUCCAAUAGACAAAUAUGGGUUGAAGGGCGGUGCAGUGUGUUUGACAGUCAGAGAAAACCCUCUUCAAGAGAUGGCGAUGAAAUGGAUGACUGAUAGCAAUGUAAUAGCUGUGAAGGAAAAAGUUUCUCCUCGAUACAAGGAGAGGGUCGAUUAUAACUCCACAGACCACUCUCUUUGUCUCAGGAAACUGGAACAAACAGAUACUGGAAUCUACAUUGCAUAUAAUGUUGAGAUAUGGAAGGAGACACAAAUGGUCAAAUACAAUUUGAUGGUCCAAGAAGCUGUUUCCAUACCAGUCAUGGAGGUGGUGUCGCUCUCCUCCAACUAUAGUGAUGGAAUGUGUGACGUCACAGUGAACUGUUCAGUUACAGGUGUGUGGGUGUUGUCUGUCUGUGAUGGAGGUCAGUGCACACUGUCACAGCAGUCUCUUUCACACACCAGAGUCAACAUCAUCAUCUCCAAUGACAACGGGACUAUCCAGUGCACUGGCAAAAAUAACUUCAGUGCAGAGACCAACUCACAACGCAUGGAGGACAUGUGUAAAGGUGAGAAGAAGGGGAGAGCUUCAACAUUACCAGUUGGGACCAUUAUGGGCAGUGUUACUGCUCUUGUCUUCUUUGUUGGUGUGUUAUUUGGUGUAGGAUACAUCAUAUUAACCAGAAGACGGCAAUCCUCUAAAAAUCAGCAGUCAAUGCAGGUCGUUAUUACAGAAGUUGACAACACUAUACCAGGAAGACCAGAACUACCAAACACCCCUGGUUCUGAGGUGACAUCUAUCUAUGUCACUGCAGGCAGACCAGGAGCAGUACCAGCAUCAGCAUUAGAAGAACACCACCCAGUGGACAAAGGGUACACUUUACCAGAAGAAAGUACAGAACCACCGGCAGAGGCACUCUACAGCACUGUGCAGCAACCAGCGGCAGAAGAGCGCCACCUAGUGAACAAAGUGGGCUGUCCAAAAAGACUGAGGCCAGGACCACAUAGCCCUUCUGAUGCAGAUCCUACAUCAAUCUACAGCACAGCCAGCUUUAGCCCAGCGCCACCCAGUGGACAAAUGGACAAAUAUGGGAAUAAUGUCAACAAACUAGACAAAUUACCUUACUAAACUACCCCUCCAUUCCCCUGACUUGACCCAUAGACUUAGAAACCGAAGAAAAACACAGGGAAGUUACAAAGAGAAUAACUUAUUUUUUUAAUAUUGUCUAAUUUUUAAACAUUUUUACCCCUUUUACCCCCCAAUU